This is a messenger RNA of Lytechinus variegatus (green sea urchin), 3766 nucleotides long. RefSeq lists its product as uncharacterized. Lineage: Eukaryota; Metazoa; Echinodermata; Echinoidea; Temnopleuroida; Toxopneustidae. The record is from RefSeq and is a predicted model, not a curated record. Gene Ontology annotation, biological process: regulation of transcription by RNA polymerase II. Gene Ontology annotation, molecular function: DNA-binding transcription factor activity, RNA polymerase II-specific; RNA polymerase II transcription regulatory region sequence-specific DNA binding; protein dimerization activity. The coding region runs from base 18 to 2171 and encodes 717 amino acids. The transcript is spliced from 9 exons.
CAUGACUGAUUAUCUUCAUGGGCACUAUGCAUCGGUCGACGGGCAAGGCAUCCAAAAUACGUCGUGAUCAGAUCAAUUCAGAAAUAGAAAUAUUACGGCAACUCUUACCACUACCAGUGGGUGCUAAAACAAGGCUUAGUUAUCUACAAGUUAUGUCGCUAGCGUGUGUCUUCAUCCGCAAGGGAAACUUCUUUUCUUCGGUUUCACCAGCACAUGGAGAGUAUAGAAGAUCAGCGAUUCACACUCCGUCACUUUCUACAAUUGAGAUAGCCCAGGCUUUACCAGGAUUCUUACUUAUAGUUCGACCCUCUGGAAAGAUUCUUCAUGUGUCUGAAAACGUCAUCGAUCACCUAGGCCAUUCCAUGAUAGAAAUCUUAUCUGGUGGAGGAGAUGUAUAUGACUUGGUUGAUGGGGGUGAUCAUUUCCAUCUAGAGAAACAUCUUAACACUGCUAGAGAUAAACACUUGUCUAUACCAGGUUCACGACAUUCCUUUGUGUGUAGGAUGGUCAUGUCUCGUUCUUUACGCAAGAGAAUUCCAUAUCAAGGAACGGAGUGUAAGCCUUUUCACAUAGACGGUCGAUUCCAUUCUUCAGAAGGGGAUGUGAUGUGUGAUGGUGUGUUCAUUGCCCUGUGUACUCCUGCAGACACUCGUACCCCAAUCUUCCAAUCACAUUCAUUGGAUUCAUCCGUUAUUGAGUUCACCAUGAAACAUACCUUAGAUAUGAGGAUUACUGACUCGUGUAACAUGGCCUGUCUUAUUCUUGGAUACUCUAGCAGAGAGCUAUAUAGGCUUCCAUGGUAUGACCUCAUUCGCCCUGAAUAUUUAUUGAUUGCUGAAGAUUUUCAUCAACAGAUUUUAAUGAUGACGUCAUUGAGUGAAAUCCAGUGUUAUACCAAACUCCAACUCUUGACCAAAGAAAACCAGUCAUUAUCUACUCACAUCACGGCUCGUUUAAUAACUUCAGAGAGUACAAGCCCACUGGUGUACACCGUUUUGUGCAAGUACUGCAUCUAUAGAGGUAAUACUGAUUCCAGUCAUCUCUAUCAAAAUCGUUUAUCUGCUGAUCAGAAUGUGAUAGGCUCACGAAAACACCGAAGUGGCUGCAUUCCAUCGUCGCAUUACUACAAAGAAAGAAAAUCAAACAAGAAUAUCGAGUUUGAAGAACAGGACCAGGGACAUCGUAGCAGAAAUACCAAUGAGUCUCCUUACUCUUUGGUAAGCGGGAUGUUGGAUGGAUUGCCUCAGUCGGUGUUCGUUAGAACCAACUUUGUUUCAGGACACCAUAAUGAACAAACGCAACAUGGGAGAGCGUCUGCAGUCAUCCAGCACGAACAAUCUGAAUUUUCUACAAGAGAGCAGUAUCAGCAGAAUCCUUGUGGAUCUUCUGGAACUUUACCACCAAGGAGAGUAUCACCGCAACAUGGCAGAAGUAAGAUACGUACAAAAAUCAACAAAACUGCACGAGAGGAACCUUACCCAAGGAUAAUACCUAGUAUUCCCAUGAACAAUGGUAACGGAUGUGGUGGCUACCUUGAACGUCUUCAGGGGACUGUUGAUUUGACCUGUGUCUUUGGUCAGAAGGACACCUACAAUGCCCAUGGAACUAUACGCUUUCGAUCGUCGCGAUGUUCGCUAGCAGAACUACGAAAAAGUUCUGAGAGAAAUGAGCUAGCGACAAGUAGCAUGACAGAAACUGCCAACAGUGAACCAUUUUAUGAACUAGGCAAACAUUUUAACUCUAACAUGUCUAGUGCCUAUUCAUCAUAUUUCAAUGAAUCUAUGAUUUAUGAAAAUUGCACUACUUCACGCCAGCAUGUGGAUUCAACACACUUACAAUGGUUAGGUAAAGUACAAGAUAACAGAAUAUCAAAUUUGAGUUCCUCUGGAAGGUCAAUUUCAUCAAAAGAAAGUUUAGGAUCUAACUGGACAUGGAAACGGCAUCGCAAUCGUAGUGCUGCUCAAGAACCUCAUAUGGAUUUCUUCAUCUUUCCAAGAGAAGAUAAUGAAGGACGAAACGAAAAAUACCAUGCUCGACCUAAUUCUUGUGGUAUGCGAUCAGUAGAAGAGAGUGUGGCAGCAGCUUUUGAGUGUUUAUCAAAUGAACAGAUUAAACUCCUUGAUGAGGCAACGUGUGAAUUGUCUGAAACGUCGCCAUAUAUGAAAUCAUGAAAGGGACAUAAUGACUUCAGUAUGAAUAAUGAUGCUGCAUAUUGCGAUCAACCAGCUUUCAUAUGCCAUGUUUUUUCGUUGGUGCAAAUUGCCGAUUCUUUUCAUAAAUAGUAUCAACAUCAGUAAAGGAAAAGAGAAAAUACCAUUUGUAUGUGUCUAAGGGUAAUGAUGGAGUAAUGGUUAUCAUUGUGAUCGCAUUAUCCAUCCAGGAGCACACGUAAUUUAAAUAUCGACCCGGGAAUAUCGAACACUGUAAAUAUGAAAAUUGGUAUUUAUGUAUUGUUGUGGUAGCUAGGUCGUGUUGCGCACAUGUGAGGCUCGUGACCCACAAAUCCCAGGGUCGGUUGAAACGUUAGUAUGAUUAAAAAAUCCCUACGUACCCUAUACUUACACUGGAUGUAUGUCAGGUCGUUCACAAUUUUGCAUCAUAGCCGUUUAAGAUAAGAAUUAAUUUCCAAAAAGAAGGACGUCGAGUAAUUACAUGUACGUGCUCCAAUAUCAAACUCUGGCUACGGCCUUAGUGCCCUCGUGGUAAUGCCAUUCUUAUUUUUAAUAGGAAACCCCCAUUUAUCAAUUAUAUAUAUAUAUAUAUAGCUGUGGUUACAACAUACAUUUAAAAAAAACUACAUUCCUGCAGUUCAGUUUUCAAAAAGUUCACAUAAAGAAAAGAAAUGGGGGCACAUGAUUUAUACCAUUUAUUUAUUGAAUUUGGUUAUCUUAACCAUAAUUGCAUUGUGCCAACCUAUUAUGGGAAGCGUCUUCCCCAUUUUUAAAAUGACCACGUUUUUGUUUUAUGUGGGUUUGGAGGUUUUACUUUUUACUAUUACUGCUGCAGUCUUCAUAAUGACAUAAAUAAAAUCUGAAAAUUAAAGCGUGUUAAACUUUUGCUUUAUAACGUAUUUUAGAAUUUUACGUGCAAAAACAAAUUGACAGUCGACUGACAAACGUGUACCCCAAUAUGUUUCGGCGAAAUGUCUGAACUUUAUUCCUAAUAUUUUUUAUAAUCAAUAGAUUUAGGUCACACACCUAUUGUUAGGAAGGUAGUGGCAGAAAAUAUUACGAAACUUUCUGCUUACAUGUAGCAGAUGGUUAAAAAGAAGACAAGGAUGAUCAUGAGGAAAAAAAAUGAGCGAUGAAUUAAAAGACAUGGGGCUAAGGCGGGAAAAUGAGAAAUACAAUUCCUUUGUAAAAAUUCAUGUCGAAUUUUUUAACGAAGUAAAUCGUUUUAUAAAUGAAUUAAUGUUUUUACUUUAUUUGUAGUUUCAUUUUGAAAUGAAUUGUACGUUCAUGUUGCGUCUGUAGCUGGUAAAGACUAUGUUUAUCAUUCAAUAUUACAUGUAAAUUCACUUCACCCUCUGUUCUUCGUCUAUUUUCUUACCACUAUUCAUACUCCUACAGUAAAGGAUGGUUUGCAAAUUGUACCUAUAAUAUUACGACCUCGAACUUUUCGUGUAAAUUUUGACUGAAACUAGGUUUGUAGGCUUGCCUUUUAUACAAGCCUUUUUUUUUAGCAAGCCCUCCGUUUUACUUUGAAAUACAAAAAUCAUCUAAGGUUAUUCUAUUUUUUUAAUUCUGUUCCUUAAAUCUAUAAAUAU